CUACGCCGAACCUUUAAAGUGCAAAAGAAUCGAUUCCGGAAUCGCAGUUGCGAAUCGACGUGCAGGGGAAUCGCGCUACACCUACUGUACACGGGAGGAGCCUCGCAGGGAGCGAGCGACUCGAGCUGCCUGACGAGACGGUUGUGGCGCCUGAGGACACAGCAGCGGAUCCCCUAUCCAGAGCAGCAGCGAGGAAUCGGUAGGAGCAGCAGCAGCGUGUUGGGAUCGGGAUCAGAUGGAGGGAAAGCCAAUCGAGCAGUUUGUGCUGCUGGCUCGCUCGGCGCAAGGCGUGGCGCUCUGCGCUCUCAUCGAGCAAGCCCUGGACGCGCCGGGAGUGUACGUGUUCGGGGAGCUGCUCGAGGUCCCCAGCGUGCAGGAGUUGAGCAACGGACCUCAUGCUCCACAUUUCCAGUUGCUACAGUUGUUUGCAUAUGGAACAUACUCGGACUAUACUGCUAAUUCAUCGAAUCUGCCGAAUCUGUCAGAAGCACAGAAAAACAAGCUGAGACAUUUAACCAUCGUAAGCCUGGCUGCAAAGAUGAAGUGCAUCCCGUACGGCGUGCUGCUCAGCGAGCUGGGCCUGACGAACCUGCGGCACCUGGAGGACGUGAUCAUCGAGGCAAUCUACGCCGACAUCGUGCACGGCAAGCUGGACCAGCGCCGGCGCCAGCUCGAGGUGGACACCUGCAUCGGACGCGACGUGCGCGCCAGCGACGCCAAUGCCAUCAUCAACACCCUGCAGCAGUGGUGUGAUGGUUGUGAAGCUGUUCUGUUAAACAUCGAGGCUCAGAUUCUGCGCGCCAACUCCACCAAGGAAAACCAAAUCGCAGUGCGCGCACAGAUCGAGAACGAGGUGAGCUCCCUAAAGCAGACCAUGAAGGCCGCAGCUGCCUCGGCCGCCCAGGAGAUGGACCAGGUGGUGGAGAGCCGCGACGCCAUGGCGACCCCCGAUCCCACACGGCACCCUGGGAAAAAACCCAGUAAGGUCAAAGGGUUGAGGGGCAGUGGAAAGAUUUGGUCAAAGUCCAACUGAAUACAAGCAUUGCACACGCACAUAAUAUGCACAGUAGGUACAUAUAAAAUAUUAAC
Lethenteron reissneri (Far Eastern brook lamprey) is the source of this 1089-nucleotide messenger RNA. RefSeq names its product COP9 signalosome complex subunit 7b-like. The record is from RefSeq and is a predicted model, not a curated record. Lineage: Eukaryota; Metazoa; Chordata; Hyperoartia; Petromyzontiformes; Petromyzontidae. Gene Ontology annotation, cellular component: COP9 signalosome. Gene Ontology annotation, biological process: COP9 signalosome assembly.